CCACCAACAUACGCAUUUAUGAAUUUUAUUAGUUCCUAUACAUUAUAGUUGAAUAUUUUACAAAAGUUCUCGUAAAAUAAUCACGUUUUUCAUUCUAAAAGAUAGUCGAUGAAAUGCUGUGUAUUAUAUUUAAAUACAUUAACCACAAUUUAACCUCAAUUUUGGAUUGUUAUCCAAAUGAUAUUCCUACAAUUUAUCACAUUUACAUUUACCAGUUUAAUGGUAUUUAUGUUUUCUAGUUAUCUUAAUUUCGUAUACUUCUUCGAUAAUUAUAAGAAUUGGUUUUAUAACGAUAUUAAUGACUUUGAAAUUUAUGAUUACAUUGUCGUUGGAGCUGGUAGUGCAGGUGCAACUUUAUCUGCAAAGCUAGCAAAAUAUGGAUACAAAGUAUUAUUACUUGAGGCUGGAGGGUUUGCACCACCCUUUAUGGAUAUUCCACUUUUAGCUCCUCUAAUACAGAAUACUCCUUAUGAUUGGAAGUACACUACUGUACCUCAAGAUAAUGCUUGCAAAAGUUUAAAGAAUAAUAAAAGUAAAUGGCCAAUGGGUAAACUUCUUGGUGGAACAAGUCAGUUAAAUUAUAUGCUUUAUGUAAGAGGUCAUCCUUCAGAUUACAAUGAAUGGUUUCCAGAUUUUAUUGAACCUACUGUAGAAAAUGGUGGACCAAUGCAUAUAAGUGAUUUACAAUGGAAUACUGAUCUUGCUAAUGUAAUUUUAGAGGGAUUAAAAGAAUUGAAUCAGGACAUUGGCAAUAUCAAUAAUGAUUUAAAAAAUGGUUUCAUGAAACCACAGUUAUCCAUAAGAAAUGGAAAAAGAUGGAGCACAGACAAAUUACUGUAUGAAAAUUUUAGAGAUAAAUUGUUUAUUAGAACUUAUGCUCAUGUUGAAAAGGUAUUAAUGGAGUCAAAUAGAGCAAUGGGAGUACAAUUUAUUAGAUCAAAUAAGACAUUUAAAAUAUUUGCAAAACAUGGUGUUAUUCUUAGUGCCGGUGCAAUUGGUACUCCAAAAAUAUUAAUGUUAUCUGGUAUUGGUCCAAAAGAUCAUUUGCAAAAUUUAAAAAUAAAUGUUAUUAAUGAUUUACCAGUUGGUCAAUAUUUAGUGGACCAUAUACUUACUGGAAUUGAUUUAAUUAUGCUGAAUAAAAGCAUAGGUUUUAACAUGUUUAAUGCUUUGAAUCCUAUAUCAGCAAUAAAUUAUUUUUUGUAUGGAAAGGGUCCUUGGACAUUUACUGGAGUUGAAGUUUUAGGAACAUUUCAUAGUUCUUUUCAGAAAGGUAAUUUAAGUGCACCAGAUUUGCAGAUAAUGGUAAUGCCAAUGGGAUUGUCAAAGGAUAAUGGUAUUGUUUUAAGGAAGUCUAUGGGAAUUUCUGAUAAGGUUUAUAAUGAAUAUUUUGCACCUAUUUCAAACAAGAAUACAAUAACCAUUGCUCCCGUCUUAUUACAUCCGAAAAGUAAAGGAGAAAUUAAAUUAAAUAGUAACGAUCCUUUAGAUCCACCUUUAAUUGAUCCAAAAUAUUUAUCAAAUAAAGAUGACAUUGCAAUUCUCAUGGCUGGAUUACAAUUUGUAAAAAACCUUGUUGGAACAGAUGCCAUGAAAAGUAUUGGUGCAUCUAUUUAUGAAAAACAUUUUCCUGGUUGUGAAAAUGAAAUAUUUGAUAGUACAAAAUAUUGGGAAUGUUAUAUACAACAUUUAACUUUAACUUCGUAUCAUCCUGCCGGUACAUGUCGUAUGGGCGACGUUGUCGAUCAAAUGUAUAGAGUUUAUAAUACAAAAGAUUUGUACAUAGUCGAUGCAUCUAUACUUCCAGUUUUACCAAGUGGUAAUAUUAAUGCCGCAGUUAUAAUGCUUGCCGAAAAAGCAGCGCGUAUAAUUAAACAGAACACAAAAAUUGAAAUAGACAACAAAAAAUGUUAUAAACCUCGUGACUAUUACCACAUAAUUAAAGACUAACAUAAUAUAUGGAAGAAAGAUGUAAUUUAAUUAACUUUAAUUUAUUGCUAUUUUUGUACACGAAUUAUAAAAUAAAAUAGAUUCCUUUUAUAAAUUAAUUACAAAUUUAUCAGGGUAGUAUAAAAUAUAAAGUUGUACAAAUAUUAUCUUUUAAAUAGAACUUUGUAAAUUUAAAUCACUGAAGUUGCACAAAUGCACAUUAAUUUAAACAUUUAUAACAAUAGAAAUUAUUAUAUUCCUUAUUCGUUUCUGUAUUCGAAAAAUAUUAACGAUAAUCACGCCUAUUGCGUUUAUAAUCACGUCUAGAAUAGUCAUUUGAUCUGUGAUUACUAUAAUUACUUUUAGACCUAUGAUCUGUAUAGCGGCUAUCAUUUUGAGUUUGUUUUCUAUGAUAUGGAUGUGCGCGUCGCGACAUUCUAUCAUCUUUAUAAGUGUCUAUUUUUUUCGUAUGUAAAACUGUGUUUGAUGACAUGUUUGUUUGAAAUGAGUCUGAUUGUAUCUGAUACAUAGUAUUUCCUAACACCAUUUGUUGGCCUAACUGAAGCAAAUGAUUAAUAUUCAUAAAAUGAUCUGGUGUAUUAUUAAUAAGUGGUAAUUCUGCAUUUUUCCUGGUGCUCAUACUAAGGGGACGAUUGAAUAGUACUGUUCCAUCAAAUAGAUUUAAAGCAUACGAUACAGAAUCAAUAUGUUUAUAAGUUAUAAAUCCAUAAGAUCUUUGCCUGCCAUCACGAUCUUUAGGAAUAGAAACUCUUUGUACGGGACCACCCUAUAACAUUGUAAAAAACAUUAUUGUACAAAAAUAUAUUAAUUUUGAAAACAAA
Messenger RNA from Osmia lignaria (orchard mason bee), 2771 nucleotides. Its product is annotated as glucose dehydrogenase [FAD, quinone]. Gene Ontology annotation, molecular function: oxidoreductase activity, acting on CH-OH group of donors; flavin adenine dinucleotide binding. The record is from RefSeq and is a predicted model, not a curated record. Lineage: Eukaryota; Metazoa; Arthropoda; Insecta; Hymenoptera; Megachilidae.